ACUCCCCAGCUCAACGCUACAGAUUGAGACAGACCUUAUGGAUAAGCUGUUGCAGAGAAGGAAAAUGGCAAACCCUUUAAAAUCCAACUUCAGAUUUAGGUGAACAUAUUCAAGAACUUCUUUUUCCAAUUCAAAAUCCCACUUCUCAUUUGCAGCUAACAACAAAAAGGUAUUUGCUUUUCCACACUUUUUUCUUCAAACUUUUUGUAAAUACAGAUUUUAGUUACAUGGGUUUUCUUAGAUUUCAUUGAGUAAGCUGCAGUUACUGUUUACCGAUUAAAGAUGGCACCUUUUUCUGUAACAUCCACUCAUGGAGCCAUGGGUACUUAUUUUGAUCAAUCAAUGCUUUUAUGUAUUCAAAAUAAUUUUAGAGUUCAUACAAGAAAGACACGAUCUUUAGCAGCUCAAUCUAGUUCAGUGUCUAUGUCUGGUUGUGGUUCAUUAUCUUUGACUUCAUUGGGUUGUUGUUAUUGCUGUUGUAAUUCAAAAUAUGAGUCCUUUUGUAAUAAUAAGAAAAUUAGGUCACAUAUCAACAGGAGCAAUGGUCAAACAAAUUCAGUAAAAUGUGAAACGACUGAUUUGAAGAAACGAUUCUCAUUGAGAUUGCGUCCAAGAUUGCGUCUUUUAUCAAGGAAAUUGAAAAGGGUUUCUUUGAGAGCAAUUUUGAAUGAUUUUGGAAUGUAUGUGAAGAAGAAUAUGAGGAAGCUAACACUCUCUACUGCAAUUUCUGUGGUAUUGGGUUUAUGCUAUUUGUUUCUUAAGUUGACGUCUGUGCCAUCUCCGAAAGUAGUUCCAUACUCGGACUUGAUUUUGAAUCUUCAAAGUGGCUCAGUAUCGAAGGUUCUUUUCGAAGAGGGGUCGCGUCGUAUUUUUUAUAACACGGCUUCUCCAGUUCCAAGUGCGACUCAGUCGGUAGAUGAUGAAUUACUUCCUGCAGAUAGUUUGUCUGAGAGUGUGAGUGAUAGUGUUUUAAAGCCGGAAAAUGUCAAGACUCGUCCGCCGAUGGGUAUGGAAAUGUUGAGAAGAUUUUCAAGUACCAAAGUCUCUACCCCCGUAUGGCAAUACUACACAAGAAAGAUCGACCAUGAUGAGAAUUUCUUACUUACUUUGAUGAGAGAGAAGGGAACCAUAUAUAGCUCAGCCCCUCAAUCAACAUUAACGUCAGUGAGAAACAUCAUGAUAACUAUUUUGACUCUGUGGAUUCCCUUAGCUCCUCUAAUGUGGCUGCUUUACCGUCAAAUUUCAACAUCCAAUAGCCCGGCAAAAAAGCGGCGGCCGAGUAAUCAAACUGUGAACUUUGAUGAUGUGGAGGGUGUUGAUACAGCUAAAACAGAACUUAUGGAGAUUGUUUUGUGCCUACAAGGAGCUAUCAACUACAACAAAUUAGGAGCAAAGUUACCCAGAGGUGUACUUCUCGUGGGACCCCCAGGGACAGGAAAAACAUUACUAGCUCGUGCUGUGGCUGGAGAAGCAGGGGUACCUUUUUUUACAGUCUCUGCUAGUGAAUUUGUGGAGAUGUUUGUUGGAAGAGGAGCAGCACGUAUUAGAGACCUCUUCAGUAUUGCAAGGAAAAGUGCACCAUCGAUCAUUUUUAUUGACGAGCUUGAUGCUGUGGGAGGGAAGCGUGGUAGAAGUUUCAAUGAUGAACGUGACCAAACACUAAAUCAACUUUUGACAGAAAUGGAUGGGUUUGAAACAGAUGCAAAGGUUAUUGUUAUUGCAGCGACUAAUAGACCGGAAGCAUUAGAUCCAGCCCUUUGUCGGCCCGGUCGCUUCUCUAGGAAAGUAUUUGUAGGAGAACCAGAUGAAGAGGGAAGAAGGAAGAUACUAGCCGUGCAUUUGAGGGGAGUUCCUCUAGAGGAAGAUCCAUAUUUGAUAUGCAAUCUGGUUGCAUCUCUGACCCAAGGGUUUGUAGGUGCUGAUCUUGCGAAUAUUGUCAAUGAAGCCGCUUUGCUUGCUGCUCGAAGAGGUGGUGAAGCAGUGGCUAGGGAAGAUAUCAUGCAAGCUAUAGAAAGAGCAAAGUUUGGAAUUAAUGGCAAACAGCUUACUCCAUCUGCAUUAAAAGCGGAGCUCGGGAAACUGUUUCCAUGGAUGCCAUCUCUGGGGAAAGGGAAUAAAACAAGAGAGACUAGGUUGCAAGGGCCUUUAGGAUACCAAACUCUAAGCUGAACGGUGCGUCUGUUUUUCUAGUGAUUUUCAUAAUUUAUUCUCUUCUGGAUAUGCAGUUCAACAGAAUCCUAUACAACAAGUGACCAUUGCCCAUGUGUUCUACGUAAAAGGAAGACUGCUUCUCGAUGAUGGCCUGUUUAACAAAGUCUGCAAACAGAGAAACUAUAUGUUGAUAAAACAGAAUGGAAUUCAGGUAAAUGUUUUUUUGAGAUGAAGCAUUGCUGAUGAUGCUUAAUGCGUUUCAGAAUCCAAAAUGAGAGCAAUGUACACAACCUUCAUUUCUAUAUAGAAAAAAUUUGUUUGUUGUAUUUGUAUCAUUUUGAUGGGCUGGGCCUCUUCCUUUUUGUGGGUCUUUUUCUGGGUCUUUUUAUAUAUUUACACCCAACAUUCAAAGUUGCUGCGACUUGUGAUUGAUUGUAUCGAUUGGGAAGAUAUUUUUAUUUAAACACCAACGUUCGAUUGGUUCCAACAAUCGAACGUUCGGUGGUUGAACC
Papaver somniferum (opium poppy) is the source of this 2663-nucleotide messenger RNA. Its product is annotated as probable inactive ATP-dependent zinc metalloprotease FTSHI 3, chloroplastic. NCBI's taxonomy places the organism in Eukaryota, Viridiplantae, Streptophyta, Magnoliopsida, Ranunculales, Papaveraceae. Gene Ontology annotation, biological process: proteolysis. Gene Ontology annotation, molecular function: ATP hydrolysis activity; ATP-dependent peptidase activity; ATP binding. Bases 283 to 2169 code for a protein of 628 amino acids. The transcript is spliced from 4 exons. Gene Ontology annotation, cellular component: chloroplast thylakoid. The record is from RefSeq and is a predicted model, not a curated record.